CAAAUAAUCCGACGAAGAAGAAAGCAUAAACAAGAUAUGCGAAACUUCAUGAGGACUGACACUUCGUUUCGAUCUUUUCACUAAGAGGGAUGGGAGUCCUACCAGGGAGAAACAUUUUAUGUAUACUUUUCUUCAUCAUACUCCUGUCAGAGGGACAUUUUCGAUGGGUUGAGGCCCAGCAUUGCGUGUGGUAUGGUGAGUGUGGGCCUUCUGAAAAGGUGCCCACAAAAAAAUAUAACUGCAACUACACUGGUCCUCCCCGCGCGCUGGAGACUGAGGGUUAUGAACUUCUCACGGAGCUUUGUCCUGGAUACGACUAUGGAAACCGAAGCCUCUGCUGUAACACUGACCAGUUGCGCACUCUCAAAGGGAGUCUCCAGCUGCCCCUUCAGUUCCUGUCUCGGUGUCCUGCCUGUUUCUUCAACCUGAUGAACCUCUUCUGUGAGCUGACAUGCAGCCCCCACCAGGGUCAGUUUGUGAAUGCCACCGAGAUCAAUGGGACCAAUGUGAAGGAAGUGCAGUUCUAUAUUGGACAGACAUUUACUAACGCCAUGUACAAUGCCUGCAAGGACGUCCAGGCACCAUCCAGCAAUGUGAAGGCCUUAUCACUGCUGUGUGGGAAGGAUGCAUCUGCCUGCAAUGCCACCAACUGGAUCCAGUAUAUGUUCGAUAUUAACAAUGGACAGACUCCCUUUCCUAUCAUUCCAAUAUUCUCAGAUGUCCCGGUGUCUGGUUACACUCCCAUGAACAACAAGACUUAUGCCUGUACAGAGGGCCUGGAGGACGGUUCAGGUCCGUGCUCCUGUCAGGACUGCGCAAAGGCCUGUGGCCCCAAACCUGUACCUCCCCCUCUCCCCCCUCCCUGGACAAUCCUUGGUGUCGAUGCCAUGACUGUCAUCAUGUGGAUCUCUUAUACUGCCUUCUUGCUUAUCUUUGUCGGAGCUGUCCUGGGGGCUUGGUGUUACAGGAAACGGACCAUCAUGUCUGAGUAUGGCCCCAUAUUGGACAGUAAUAACCCACUGUCUCUCAACAGUGAUAAUCCAGACCAAGUGAAUGCAUCAUGCUGUGAAAAGUUAGGCGAACAAUUCGAGAAUGCUCUGCGGAUCCUCUUCAGCUCCUGGGGUUCCUUCUGUGUGCUGCAUCCCUCUGUGGUCAUACUGGGCAGCCUGAUACUUGUGGUCGCCGCCUCUGGUGGCCUGGUCUACAUGCGCAUCACCACAGACCCCGUUGAGCUGUGGUCGGCUCCCACCAGCCAGGCUCGUCAAGAGAAGGACUACUUUGACAGCCACUUUGGACCCUUCUUUAGAAAUGUGCAGCUCAUCAUAACCACUCCACUCAAUGAAACGUUCAUCUACUCCCCAUACUUUGGAGGAUCUGAUGUGCCAUUUGGAGCCAUACUGGACAAAGACAUCCUGCACCAGGUGCUGGAUCUGCAGCUUGACAUCGAAAGCAUUGUAGCCACAUACGAGGGCGAAAACGUCACCCUGAAGGACAUCUGCUUGGCUCCACUGGCCCCGUAUAAUAGCAACUGUACCAUCUUGAGUGUCCUCAACUACUUUCAGAAUAGCCAUGCUGUGCUGGACCACAGCAUAGGAGAUGAUUUCUUUGUCUACGCUGACUAUCACAGCCACUUCCUCUACUGUGUCAGCGCACCAGCAUCCCUCAAUGACACCACACUCCUCCACGACCCGUGUUUAGGCACCUUUGGUGGCCCUGUCUUUCCAUGGCUGGCCCUCGGGGGUUACGAUGAAACCAACUACAACAAUGCCACUGCGCUAGUGAUCACCUUCCCACUCAACAACUACCUGAACGACUCAGCCCGGCUCGGCAAAGCUCUGGCGUGGGAGAAGGAAUUCAUCAGCUUCAUGAAGAACUUCAAAAACCCCAACCUGACCAUAGCCUUUAGUGCCGAGAGGAGUAUUGAAGAUGAAAUAGACAGAGAGAGCAAAAGUGACAUCAGCACCGUCGUAGUCAGUUAUGCCAUUAUGUUCAUCUACAUCUCCUUGGCCCUCGGUCACAUCCACAGCUUCAGGAGAGUGAUGGUGGACUCAAAGAUUUCUCUGGGUAUAGCAGGUAUCCUGAUUGUGCUUGGCUCUGUCUCCUCCUCACUGGGGAUCUUCAGCUAUUUUGGCGUGCCCCUCACCCUCAUUGUGAUUGAGGUCAUUCCUUUCCUGGUGCUGGCCGUUGGAGUGGACAACAUCUUUAUCAUAGUACAGACAUAUCAGAGGGAUGAGCGGAUACCCCACGAGGAACUUCACCAGCAGAUUGGUCGUGUUCUUGGAGACGUAGCCCCCAGCAUGUUCCUCUCCUCCUUCUCAGAGACAGUGGCCUUCUUUCUGGGAGCCCUGUCCAACAUGCCCGCAGUGAGGACGUUCUCUCUGUUUGCUGGCUUGGCUGUUUUUAUUGAUUUCCUGUUGCAGAUCAGUUGCUUUGUCAGCUUGCUCGGCUUGGACGCCAGACGACAGAAGGGGAAUCGACUUGACAUCUGUUGCUGCGUGAAGCUCUUGGAUGACCAGGAAACAAAGACGGACAGCCUCCUCUUCUGUUUUUUCAAGAAAAUCUUUGCCCCGUUCAUCCUCAAAGAGUGGAUGAGACCGAUCAUAGUGGCGGUGUUUGUAGGAAUCCUCUCCUUCAGUAUUGCUGUGGUGAACAAAGUAGAGAUCGGACUGGACCAGAAACUCUCCAUGCCUGAUGACUCAUACGUGCUAGACUACUUCAAGAACCUGAGCAUGUAUCUCCACACCGGAGCUCCAGUGUACUUUGUGGUAGAGGAUGGUUUGAACUACAGCACUCCAGAGGGCCAGAAUGUUUUGUGUGGAGGAGUGGGCUGCAACAAUGACUCUCUAGUCCAGCAGGUCUACACCGCCUCGCUCAUCAGCAACUACACAACCAUAGCUUUCACGCCGUCCUCUUGGCUCGACGACUACUUUGACUGGGUGAAACCGCAGUCCACCUGCUGUCGAUACUACAACGCCACGGGGGCUUUCUGCAAUGCCUCGGUGGUAGAUCCCUCUUGUCUACACUGUCGGCCUUUGACUCCCAGUGGAAAGCAGCGGCCAGAGGGAGAGGACUUCAUGCGGUUUCUGCCCAUGUUUCUGUCAGACAAUCCAAACGUGAAGUGUGGAAAAGGCGGCCAUGCAGCCUACGCCACAGCAGUCGAUCUGUAUCCUAACAACACGGGGGUGGGAGCCACUUACUUCAUGACUUACCACACCAUCAUGAAAGAAUCCCCAGACUACAUACACGCUUUGAAAAUGGCCCGAAUCCUGGCGGAAAAUAUCAGUCAGGCCGUGGACCACAAGGUGUUUGCCUACAGCGUCUUCUACGUGUUCUACGAGCAGUACCUCACCAUCGUGUACAACACAGCUCUGAACCUGAGCGUGUCGCUGGGGGCCAUAUUUGUGGUGACGACGGUGUUGUUGGGCUUCGAGCUGUGGUCAGCUGUGGUUGUGAGCAUUACCAUCGCCAUGAUCCUGGUCAACAUGUUUGGCGUCAUGUGGCUGUGGAACAUCAGCCUCAACGCAGUGUCCCUUGUGAACCUGGUCAUGUGCUGUGGUAUCUCGGUGGAGUUCUGCAGUCAUAUCGUACGAGCUUUUUCCAUCAGUGUGAAGAAGAACAGAGUGGAGCGGGCUGAGGAGGCCCUGGCUCACAUGGGCAGCUCUGUAUUCAGUGGGAUCACAUUAACAAAGUUCGGAGGCAUCAUAAUCCUGGCACUUUCCAAGUCGCAGAUCUUCCAGGUCUUCUACUUCAGGAUGUACUUGGCCAUAGUCUUGCUCGGGGCCACGCACGGCCUCAUCUUCCUCCCUGUACUGCUCAGUUAUAUCGGUCCCUCAGUGAACAAGGCAAAGGUGUUUGCUGCUAACAAGCGCUACGCUGGUACAGAAAGGGAGCGCCUCCUCAACUACUAGCAGGCUGUUUGAGACCAUGAACAAUGAACUCUUUGUCUGAAAGCGACUGUGUGGGCGUGAGCGCAAGCCGUUUCUGUGAUUACUGACACACUCAUCGUCAUCAUCAUCGCCACUACUAUGCAUGUGUUUAACUCAGGAAUAUACAUGGGAAGAGGAGUGCCAGAGGCCUUGUCCGACUGCAAGCUCAUAGAUUUUCCUCAGAAGACUUUGGACCCCCCGCCAUUCCUCCUCCUCACACUACAGAACAAGCCCGACUGCAGCGUUUGAAACAUGAGUGACAUACGACUGAGACAAAACGCCACUUUGACAAUGUGGAAGUAGGAGAAACACCACCCCCAGCAUCAGUUUACAGACAGACUCUCAGUUUCAUAUGCUAUGAGCGAUUCUGAUUUGGGAAAACUCAAAAGGGUAAAACUGGUCAGUUUUUUCAUGUUUUUUAAAUAUAUACCAAGAAAAAAAUGUGUGAAACGAAAUUAUUUUGAAACGUUUACUUACGUGGGACUUUUGUAGAACUCUUUGAUAUGAUGAAUCAUCUAUUGACUGGAACAUGGCACACAGAUAACAAUAGUGAUAUCAUGGGCCCUCAUAAUACCUGGCAUUAACAUGAAUCACAUCCGGGGGUGUGUCUGCACACUGUAUUGUAAAACAGGCCGGCUAGUGCUACCAUUUUCACCUAGCAAUAAUGCAUCUCCUGUGAGGCAGUAAUGUCUUGACUUCUGCAAACUGGAUUUGAAAUAUUUGAAGUUUAAGUGCUGUCUUUCAGCUCAAAGGAUUGUUAGGCGUGUUUACACCUAUGUUGGGAGAUGAGACGAGGAAUUGAAGCCGCUUUUACUUUUGGGAGUAUACAUAUAAUUCCUCUACAAUUUCUACUUGACUGUGCAUGUUGAUAACCUCAGAGCUGAAACCUCACAGUCAUUGUUUCAUUCAAAAAUCAGAAUACAAAACAAAACAGUGCAAGUACACGUGCACACUAAACACUUAAGUGUUGUUGCUCUCUGAACUGCACCCUGCCUUGACUUUUAUUUCCACAUUGGAAGCUAAUUACACGAUCCGGUGCAACAUUUCAUUUUAGAGCUAAAUAAUGUAUCUUAAAGUGUCCUUUUGAAGUGUUUGCAUGACUAGAUUGUUCGUCCCCUUGGGUGCUUUUACAAAACAAAACAAAAAACCCUGAGGAUACGUGUUGAUGCCAGGUGUAAAGGGCGCCGUAAUGCUAAUAACAGUUUUACACUGAGGUGUAAAUGAGACAUUUUGCAGUUACUGAACAGAACAUUUGUCGCAUUAAGAGACUAAGCUUUACAUUGAAUUGUAAAUAGCUUACACAGGACUCAUUUGAUUUAUUCCUUUGUCAUCUAGAAUACUGUAGAAUAACUGGAUAAUGGUACAGUCAGAGUUUUUCAUUCCACAUUUAAGUUAUUAUUUUUAUUUUGUUAACUAUUAAAAUUUUGUAACCAUGCAUAGCUGUCUUAAAAACCCCUUCUAGUGACGUUGCAAGCAAAGAAAUCACUUUGCUUUCAAGGAAAUCCAAAAAAAGAAGCAGGACAGUGUUCACUUGCAUCACCUGCACCUCAGCAUGUGGUCGAGAUGAUCACUCGCCAGGCGGUGUGCUCCCACUGCUUUCAUUUGAAUCAGGUUGUGACAUCAGUGGAAGAGGAUGUUAACAUUUGUGUAUAAAAAGGAACAGUACCAUUCCUUGUUUUUAGUUUUUCGGUGUGAUUUGUUUCCCACAAUGCAGUAUUUUAUUGUAUUUUUUGGUUGUAAGACAGAAUUAUGUCGAUGGACAACUUAAUCCUGGAUGUGAGAAAUGUUUGACCAACAGACUGACAGAGUUGUAACAUGAAUAACAGAGAAUUGUGCUUGUUAACAGUGCUGUGCAUUGACGUGGACAAAUCAUCCCUGACACUGAAGAAUAUGACUGUGGGAAAAGAGACUAAGCCAAGCAAUGAAGACUUUAGUUUUUAACAAUUUUAACACAUUAAAUGGUUCGCAGAAAAGUGUGCGGUGGAGCCUGGUUCUUCGGCAACACUUAAUGUCAUUCAUUCAUUCAUUCAUUUUCUGUAACAGUUUAUCCUGUUAUUGGGUCGCGGGGGGGCUGGAGCCUAUCCUAGCUGACAGUGGGCGAGAGGCAGGGUACACUCUAGACAGAGCUGACACAGAGACAGACAACCAUUCAUUACUCACACUUAAUAGAUCUGAUCUACUCUUGUGUAGCGAAACACCAAAUGACAUUAAGUCUAACUCUGACCAUGUUCCUCAUUCUAAAGUGAAGUCUUGUUUAUAACUACACUUAUGACACUUAAUAACCCACACAGGUUCCCUAUUCUAGAGUAACCUCCUCUUCACACUUAGCAAAACCAUCAUAGCACACAGCUACUGCAGCGAACAGACCCUGUUUUUAAGUGAUGGGUUAGUCCUUAAAAAUAUUGAGCUCUCUUGAGAUGCAUAUGUGCUAUAAUCACUGGUAGAUGAACAACUAACAGAAAAUUUUAAACAUAUCUUUUGAUGCAGAACAACCACCAUUCCACCCAGCUUGGUUUUGGCAAGGUGCUGGAAACAUCAGUACGUUCAAACUGGUAGGUUCACAUCUGUGAGACACUGCAUAGCUAUAAGUCUGCAGAAAUAUUUUCUACCAGUCCAAACAUAUCUUUUAGAAAUGUGCUGUCUUAUUACUUCAGGACAGGGACUGUUAAAAGGGUGAAGUUUUAGAGUCCUCACAUCACUUGCAGAGAUCCAAGGGGAGAGGAGGUAGCAACACAACUCCACCUAAUGGAGGCUGACGGCGCCCCAGAUUCAAACGUCCAAAAACACAUAAUUGAAACCACAAAAUAUCUCCAUACUGCUCGUCUGUAGUGAUCCAAGUGUCCUGAAGCCCCGACAUAAAAAGUUGGAUCUCCACAAGUGUUGUGAGGACUCACUCUCACUCUCACUAUCCCUUUAAGUGCAGCAGUUGUGUGCCAUAAUGGAUGUGUAAUGGAGUGUAAAAAGGGAGCCACUUUAUAAUAGCGGACCCGUGUGGGGUAAUAAGUGGGUAACAAUUUUUUUGGAAAGUUCACCUACAGAUAGUUUGUAGAAUGUUUUUAACAUUUCAAAUGCUAAUUAGUUGGGAUUCAACGAUUCAGCUGUUUCACUUUGUCUUUUUUCAUUUUUACUUUUUAAACUACAGGCAUAUAAUAAUACACAAAGCUCAGAUCACAACAUGACAUGACAAAAACAGACUCACACAGACCAAGGUGAAUAAAGAAAGGACGUAUAGGAGUUAAUAGGAUCAAAUGAGCAAUUCAAAUGAUUAAGUUAAUAGUACUAGUAAAACAGAGUGUAAUUAUAGUUCCAUUUUUCACUAGAGCAAAUUUUCUCCCAUUCAUGUGAUGUUGUGCUACAUUAAAAUGGUUUGUAGCAAUAUUUUUUGCCAUAAGAAACUGAUAUUGCACCGUAUUUUUUCAGUGAACUUCAUUUCAGUUUCUUUCUUGACUGAGCUUUACAGUAAAUUAAUAUAUUAUAUAUUAUAAUAUAUUAUUAUUAUAAUUGUAUUUAUUAUUUGAGGAGAGUUUUCAUCCAGGACCCCCAAACCAUUGUUUAAAGGUGUUGGUUCAAAACAAAUGUUGAAAGGCCCCCGCCAGCCUCAGAUAUCAGUCCAGAAACCUGCACCAUAAGGACAGUAGAAAAACAAAUGCAACUGGUCUUCCUGCAGAAUCUACAUAGUGAUGAUUUAAAAAAAAAAAAAAAAAAUCAAACAUAUGAAGUUGUUUUAUAGUAGCAAUAAUUUUAUAGAAAAUCUUCAGUUAAAAAAUCUUUGAAAAAUCUGAUUUUUUUUGUAUAUUGCUCUAAAAAUAAUAAUAAUAAUAAUAAUAAUAAUAAU
Epinephelus fuscoguttatus (brown-marbled grouper) is the source of this 7761-nucleotide messenger RNA. RefSeq names its product Niemann-Pick disease, type C1 (gene npc1). Gene Ontology annotation, cellular component: membrane. Bases 90 to 3908 code for a protein of 1272 amino acids. Gene Ontology annotation, molecular function: lipid carrier activity. The record is from RefSeq and is a predicted model, not a curated record. The transcript has 25 exons. NCBI's taxonomy places the organism in Eukaryota, Metazoa, Chordata, Actinopteri, Perciformes, Serranidae.